CGCUAGUGUUUCUGUGCCGCGAAAUUGCUCCUGCAAGUUUUUGUUAAAGCAGCCAGUGCACACAGUGGCUAGGCGGGAUGCUUGUGCACUCACUACACACGCGUGUUCAGGAGGGUAAACAAGCAGGAGGGAAGGAAGCGCUUUGAGAUACCUCAUCAAUUCCAGAUUUCAAACGCAGCAGCGGAUUAGUCCACACCGUGGACCUGAGAGGAGAAAGGCCUUUCUGCAAAGUUCAUGCUUCUAGAACGGAACGUUGUCGCCUAGCCUGAGCACAGUCUUGUGCCUCUGAACAAAGAGGGAAGAGGAUCAUGUCUCGGUACAAUGUGUGCACCUUGCUGGACUGGGCUUACGGGGGCGUGGACCCCCAGUUCGAAGGGAACGGGGGAGCGGAGUGCGCCGCUUUUCUGCCCCUGAGGCAGCGCUGGGCGGAGAGUAUUGUCUUCGUGACUCUUUCUCUACUGGAGAUGGCUGUGGCCAUUCGCAAGAUAAGGCGGCAGGAGCUGAGUAUAGAAUUCCAGCAGAAAAACGACAGCCUGGGCAAGAACCUGCUCUUGGUCGCCCUGUGCCUGACCUUUGGCGUUGAAGUCGGUUUUAAAUUCGCCACCAAGACCUUAAUUUAUCUGCUGAAUCCGUGUCAUGUUGUCACCAUGUUACAGAUCUUCCUCCUUGCAUGUCCUCCCUGUAGAAUUGCCCUAAUUGUUUUCAGGUUGCAGAUGCACAUGUUAAAUGGAGCGUUACUGGCAUUGCUAUUUCCUGUUGUUAAUACCAGGCUGCUUCCCUUUGAGAUGGAGAUCUACUAUAUCCAACAUGUCACACUUUAUAUUGUUCCAAUUUAUCUGCUCCGGAAAGGGGGUGUGUACCAACCUGAACCAUUGGGUGAUUUCUGGUGGGCCCUUCUUGCUACUGGACUUCUGUUCUUCUACCAUUUCACCUUUUUGCAGAUCCUCGGAUUGGUCACGGAGGUUAACCUGAACAACAUGCUCUGUCCUGCGAUAUCCGACCCCUUCUACAGCUCCUGGUAUCGGAUCUGGGCAUCGGCACAUCAGACAGUGAUGACGGUGACACACGGAAAGCUGGUCACUCUCCUGUUCUACAUUGCUGCUCCAGCUCGCAAGUAUCUGGUGGAUGUGGUCAAGCUGCCAAUCAAGAAAUUUGUUUGAGUCAUUGCAGCAAAUGCUUUCCAGAAAUGUACGUCACUUAGGCAAAUGCUAGAAACUGGAAAAGAGAAGAUUCUAAAAGGGGGAUUUUUUAAAAAAAUAUUUUGUUGACUGCAGUCAAUGACUCAGGAGCUUUAAGGGAGCUUUAUCUGAAAUAGUUUUAUACUUUUGUAAUACAUAAUGAAAGAGGCUGUGCACAGAGGUUUAAAAUUUCAGAUUGAAUGAGCAAGUUCAAAAAGGGAAGUUGUUGUUCACAACAAAUUUGAGAGAGGAAAAUACUGGGCCAGAUACGUUGCUCUUUUCCCAUUGCCAUUGAUUACCUCAGUCACGAGUGUUGUGUCUAGAACAUCCCCACCCAAAUAUCUUUGCUUGUGCAUUUGAAAAAGAUGGAUCGCGUACUUGUGUCUGACUCGUAAACAACGUUGAUGAAAAAUUGGUUCUGUUUAUUUGUAUUAACUUUUUAUCCAUGCAGUUAAAAGAGUGAGGCUUGUUUACUCAGAUAGAAUUGAGAAUACUGCAAGAUCACAGAGUCCAAAUGUGGAAGCUGGUGGCAUUUGCAAUCAGCUUGCAAGAACUCACCUAAUUCUUCCAUCAUUGAUUAAUUUUGUUUCCAAUUGAUGUGAUGUAUCGAUCAUAUUCCUGCACCUGCCUGGCCUAAAAGGAUGUGUGAUGGCUGCUACUGUAAGGAAUUGUUUUGUUUCAUCCCAGGAGAUGUCCGUACAAAAAAAAGACUUGGCCAGGAGAAUUUGCAAGUUGAGUACAUUUGAAAACCUAAUGCACUGUCUCUCAGCACCCACUUUUACUUCACUGUUGCUGAAUUUACAUCGUUGUGAGGAAAGACGGUAGUUCUGCCUCACAUUGCCACAUACUGUUACCCAGACGAUUCUUUGGAGAGAAAUGCGUUAAGAAGGGUGGCACUAUUUUACAUGUAUGAAAACAAUGUUUUAGAUGCAUUUGCUGCAUUUAAUUCCUCCUAAAAAAAAUUGAAAUUUCAUCCAUUUUUGUUUAAUAAUGAUGGUCACUUGUGCUUUGAUGUGUUGUUUAUGUUAUCAAAAAUUUGAUGUACCUGUUAAAAUGGGUUAUACGUGGUCACACAAGCAAACCUUGGCCUGCAGCUCAGCAAGCAUAUUCCAAAAUCAUGUCGGUUUCCCAUUCCAUUAACAGGAAAACAUCUUUCAAAUCUAAAGCGGCUGUCAUAUGUAAUUUAAAGGUCCUUAAUGUUUUAUUGAUACAGUGGAAUGUCAUUUAGAUCAUGUUUUAUAUUUUUAUGGUACGUGCAAUGAGAAGAUGGAAAGAAAUGAGGCUGAGUUAUAAUCAGUGUUUGACUCAUUUCUUAUUCGUCUGACUGGCUAUCUGUUGCAAAUAGUAUUAGUCUCCAUUUCAAGGAAGGCAGCUAUGCAAAUUUCUAAGGGGUUUUAUUUUGUAUUCCUGAAAAAUCCCAUUUCUAGAAUUUUGCUGAUGCUCAAAUUGAAUAAGCACAAUGGUUAAAAAAAAGCUUUUUCAAUGUGGGGAAAUAUCUUGCAGUGAUCAUUUGUUUUAGUGAUGUGGAUAACUUGAAGAAACAUAAAUACAAGCUAACCAGCAUCUUAUUCCUCUCCAUUUCACCUGUACAACAUAAUUCCUCAUGAAAGCAAUUUAUAAUUUCUUACCAUAAGCAAAACAUGAUUUAUUUCUAUACGCCGAAAAAGAAGUUUGAGUUGGAAGCCUUUUGGUGGGGAGUACAUUGAUAUUUUUAAAUUGCGCUUAUUAUUAAAUUCUCCCUUACUGAUUUGUUUCUUUUACUAAAUCGGAGCUUUUUUUUUUGUCAUUGGGCUUGUAAAUUUUAUUGAAAUUGCCGCUAAAUCACUGUAUUGCUAUUCCCUCCUUUUCCCACUACGUGAUUCUGGCAGCCUAUCACAAAGAAUGUUUCGAUGGUUAGUUAAUCCUGCUUCUCUAGGAAUGCAAUGGAAAGCAUUUUGGAACCUGAGACGGUGCCUUUCCUCUUCUCCAGGUGGGAUUUCAGCUCACUGGAAUUAGUGAAAAAGCAACUUUCCCAAAACUAAUUGUGUUAGGCCCACUCCAUGAUUGAGGGACUUUAAUCUUCUGACACUGGUUUGUUGAUGGUCAAAAGGCAGUGGUUUACUGGGUGAAAGCUUCAUUUGCUUUUCAUGUUUUCUGCACAUAAAAUAAUUCUGCAUCUGAUACAUAGUUUGUGCUAUUUCCACCCUGUUAACAAUGACACAAUGCAACUGGCAUCCUCAACCCCAGAAGAGGAAACUGUAGUGGUGAUUCAUCACUGUUUAACGUGCUAUAUGUACUGUAAAGAUGAGCGCACAAAUAGUGCCCUCUUCAAUUAAAGUGGCUUCCUCACCCUCAGAGGGCUGUUAGUUCUUUAAGUAAAAAUGCUUGUUAAUUGUGAAGUGAUCCUUCAGAAGAGAAGGAUGGAAAAAAUAUAAGCCAUUAAGUCCCAAUGUUGCCAUAUAAUUUUCCUACAACAAUGAGAAAAUAUUAACUAUAAGUGGAAUCAACCUUAGGUUCCUUGAGCUUUUGCCAUCAUUCUAUAGAAUUAUGGCAAGCCUUCCUCCUCAGGUUCACUUUCCAGUCUGUUCACCAUACUGGUUAUGAUGUCCUUAAUGUAGGAAAUUAUUUUGAACAUCAACUCAGUGUACUAAAUAUGUACAGCCCUCUAGAAUCACAAAAAUUAAUAACCCUCUGUGUUUAGAUCUGUUUACCUCUCCUCAAUUCCAAAUGGCCUAAUCUGAGAUUAUCUCCUAACUGGCAAGGCCUGAGACUGUCUCCAAAAUUUGCAAUUCUGCAGACUGAGUUUUGUCCCUUUGUUUCCCUCAGAAUCAUUGACAUCACCUGUAAACUCCUUAUUCACAUCACUCCUCAUACAACAAUCCCCAUCUCAGGAAAAUGGGAUUGAAAUAUCAGAAAGAUACACUCUAGAGCCUAUGCUCUACUAACUGUAUUUUUUAAAUAGUUAACCUGGAUUCAGGAUUUUUAAGAAAAAAAUUGUAUCAAUGUAAUACUAUUUGAAACUGUUAAGUGCAAACGAAGGCAUUAGUUGAAAAUUGUGUUUUGAGAAGUCAAAAACCAGGUGUGAAUUUUGUAAUGCCUAAAUGAGUGGUAGAGAAUGGAUGGCAUUUCAAUGAUUCAUGCCUUUGGGGUACAUUUUAUAAAAUGGCUUCUUUUACACUGCCUUUUCUACAGCCCCACAGGAAAGUGCAGACUGAAGAUGUUCCAAAUCCACAGUGAGAUCUUUCUGUAAUAUUAAAGGCACAACAAACUUAUGCAAAGGCCUUAUUGCUGAUGCAACUAAAUCCACAAAACAAGGAUGCCUGUGUUGAGAUGAUGACGUUUUGGGGGGGUUGGGGGUGAGAAAGAGGGCUUAACCCUAGAAGCUGUAAAAUAAAAAGCCUAAGCUUUGCUAUUUUCCCCCACAUUUUGAUAAGAUACUUUUCAAAGUUGCUGAAUAGCUUCAAGAUUAUGUGGCCUUCUUAAAUAUAUCUGCAAACCUUUUAGAAGUACUGACAUGCCAACUCAGGGAGACAAGGAACUGCUUGGAAUCAUCUAGUCAGUAAAACUGAAAACUAGAUGUAUGUUUUAGAGGUAUUUAUUUCCAGGACUUUCCCUUUUACUGCUUUUAGCUAGGGAAUACCAAGGGGCCAGCAAAAAAAACAUGUGAUGAUGACAGUGCUGUAUUUUAAUAUUUCAAACAGAUGUUUUCAGUUGACUUGCUAUUCUGAAAUUUCACUGGCAUCCAAUACUUGUGGCUUUGGUCAGGUGUGUACCUCACUUAGAAUGUUUUUUUUAAAUGAAAAUUUUCAAAUAGAAUAUUGAUACUUACAGACUUAUAAGGAGAAAGGAAGUUUGUAGCUACCUUUGGAGAAUGGUACAUAUUAUAAGUGAGAUUUUGUGUAGUUUUUAAAGAAAGGAAAUCACUUCAAGCUGCUGCUUUUGCAAUUAUGUCUGCAUAGUGAAAUUUGUUAUUAUUGGAAGCAUUUUAUCACAAGCCACUUAUUUCUAAACAUAGUUUGCUUUCUAUGUUUGUAGAAAAUUGGUUAUUAAAAGUUUUGCAUUU
This is a messenger RNA of Hypanus sabinus (Atlantic stingray), 5220 nucleotides long. Its product is annotated as transmembrane protein 164. The transcript has 6 exons. Lineage: Eukaryota; Metazoa; Chordata; Chondrichthyes; Myliobatiformes; Dasyatidae. Bases 309 to 1160 code for a protein of 283 amino acids. The record is from RefSeq and is a predicted model, not a curated record.